GAAGCGGAUGAAAACAAACAGUAAGGAUGGCGGCGCCGGGAAUCAGCAGUUUGCUGGGCUUACGGCUGGAAUGAUCGCCUGAGCUGUGAAGGGACUCUUAACGACGAGACGGAGACAGUUCCCAGAGUUCUGGGAGCCAAACACACAGGCCUGCGAUCCAGGAGUCUCCUAAGCUUGAGGUAUCUCUGUGCGACCCGCGCUGUCAUCGCAGCCCCGGAGCGCCGAGCCCUUAGCCGGGAGGCGCGGCUGGCCGGCCCCAGACCCGGGCCUCCGUAAUGAGAGCCCCGAUCCACUCUCUGAGCCGCAGCCUCGCAGACUGUUCAAGUGAUUGUCCAGGCUCGGCUUGGUGAGAAGAUUUGUACUCGUUCUUCCUCAUCCCCAACGGGCUCAGAUUGGUUCAAUUUAGCAAUCAAAGACAUCCCAGAAGUUACACAUGAAGCAAAGAAGGCAUUGGCAGGGCAGCUUCCUGCUGUCGGGAGGUCUAUGUGUGUGGAGAUCUCACUCAAGACUUCUGAGGGAGACUCCAUGGAACUGGAAAUUUGGUGUCUUGAAAUGAAUGAAAAGUGUGACAAAGAAAUCAAAGUUUCCUACACAGUGUACAACCGACUGUCCUUGCUGCUGAAGUCUCUUCUUGCUAUUACUAGGGUGACACCAGCCUACAGACUCUCCAGGAAACAAGGGCAUGAAUAUGUAAUAUUGUACAGAAUAUAUUUUGGGGAAGUUCAGCUGAAUGGCUUAGGAGAAGGCUUCCAGACAGUUCGUGUUGGGACAGUGGGCACCCCAGUGGGCACUAUUACUCUUUCUUGUGCUUACAGAAUUAACUUGGCAUUCAUGUCUACCAGGCAAUUUGAGAGAACCCCGCCUAUCAUGGGGAUUAUUAUUGAUCAUUUUGUGGACCGUCCCUAUCCCAGCUCUGCACCUAUGCACCCCUGUAAUUACAAAACUUCUGGUGAGGACACUGGAGUUACAUAUCCAUCUGUGGAAGACUCUCAGGAAGUGUGUACCACCUCUUUCUCCACCUCCCCUCCAUCCCAGCUGAUGGUUCCUGGGAAGGAAGGCGGAGUACCGGUUGCUCCCAACCAGCCUGCCCACGGCACCCAGGCUGAUCAGGAGAGAUUGGCAACCUGCACCCCUUCUGACGGGGCCCACUGUGCUGCCACACCUUCCAGCAGUGAGGAUACUGAAACCGUGUCAAACAGCAGUGAAGGACGCGCCUCCCCCCACGAUGUCUUGGAGACCAUCUUUGUCCGGAAAGUGGGAGCUUUUGUUAACAAACCAGUCAACCAGGUGACGCUGACCAAUUUAGACAUCCCUUUUGCCAUGUUUGCUCCCAAAAAUUUGGAGCUGGAGGAUGCUGAUCCUAUGGUGAAUCCUCCAGCGUCCCCGGAGGCUGGGUCUCCUCUGCAAGGCAGCCUGCACUCUGAGGGCUCUAGCGGGGGCAGCAGUGGCCAUGCCCACGACGACUUUGUGAUGAUCGACUUUAAACCAGCUUUUUCUAAGGAUGACAUUCUUCCAAUGGACCUGGGGACCUUCUAUCGUGAAUUUCAGAACCCCCCUCAGCUGAGCAGCCUCUCCAUAGACAUUGGCGCGCAAUCCAUGGCUGAGGACUUGGACUCAUUACCCGAGAAGUUGGCUGUGCAUGAGAAGAAUGUCAGAGAAUUUGAUGCCUUUGUAGAAACCCUGCAGUAAAAGUUGGUGUCUUCAAGUACUGGCAGCAUCCCCUUCUUGGUGGUCCCAGGGGA
Messenger RNA from Elephantulus edwardii (Cape elephant shrew), 1742 nucleotides. RefSeq names its product autophagy related 13 (gene ATG13). The transcript has 15 exons. Gene Ontology annotation, cellular component: cytosol; extrinsic component of membrane; Atg1/ULK1 kinase complex. The record is from RefSeq and is a predicted model, not a curated record. Bases 484 to 1689 code for a protein of 401 amino acids. Gene Ontology annotation, biological process: piecemeal microautophagy of the nucleus; protein localization to phagophore assembly site; mitophagy. Lineage: Eukaryota; Metazoa; Chordata; Mammalia; Macroscelidea; Macroscelididae.